Molecule: messenger RNA, 4543 nt
Organism: Sinocyclocheilus rhinocerous
Lineage: Eukaryota; Metazoa; Chordata; Actinopteri; Cypriniformes; Cyprinidae
Product: TSC22 domain family protein 1-like
Exons: 3
Coding region: 587-3475 (962 amino acids)
Biological process (GO): positive regulation of cell population proliferation; regulation of transcription by RNA polymerase II; negative regulation of apoptotic process
Cellular component (GO): nucleus; cytosol
Source: RefSeq, a predicted model, not a curated record
CCGCUGUGGAGGUGAACUGCCAUGCGCGGUCGCCAUGUUAUCGGGCUCUCCUCCCCCUUUCGGGGACUCGUCACAGGCUGAUAGCACUAGCACAGGCUACAUUACAAGGAGGCAGCUGGUGAAUAGGAGCAGAGUGGGAGAGAGACUAACACAGGACUAAAACAAAAGAAAGCACGGGAUGGAAUAAAGCAGGACAGCGCUGAGUCGCUCGGUUUCUCUCUGUCAUCUGACGCCGGCUGAAGCACUUUGUUUCGUGUGAUUUCGUGCCCUGGUGACUGCAAUACAACAAUUGAAAAUGCGCCUGGCAGUUUGAAUUGUGAUGGGGAGAGACUCUGGUCGUUGUAAGGGUGGAUAUCGAUCAUCCCGGCCGUCUGUGUCGACUCCUUUACGUUUAAACUUCAACGAUAUGGUGUGCUGAAUGGUUUUGCGAGGAUAUACGCUUGAAAACAACAGCUGAAGCGAAUCCGUGUCAGCUAGCUCGCUAGCGACUGUUAACUAGCAUUGGCAUUAGCCUGCUCCUCAUGGUGGACAUUUAAAUACACCUCAAGUGGAAUUAUCCUGGCAGUUAUUGGAAAGUGUUGGUUUUAUGUGGAAAUUACUAGAGCGGCUUCAAGUUGCUUCUCAAAAAGAGCUUGUUCUCUUGAGCUGUGUUUAUAACUUUGUUGGAGACUAUCCUCUAGAAAUGAAUCACCACGACCGAUCCGGGGAGUCAGGCAGCGCCCGAAAAAUGGUGUACCCCAUGAGUUUACCCAAACGGGAGAGCAGCAGCAGCACGGUGGGUGGUUCCUCCACAUUGACAACUUCUGGAAGCACCAGUCUUAAUAGCAACAACUUGAUGCUGGGGGAUGAUUAUUCAUCUCCGGUGCUGAUUCAGUCUCAAACGCUGGCUGCAUCCUCUCUCGGGUCCCAGAACCCUCCUCAGAGCCUGAAUAUCCCCAUGCAGACCACCCUGUUACCCCAAACUAUGCCCACCACAGUGGCUCAGAUGAAAAAGAAGAGUGGCUUUCAGAUCACCAGUGUUACUCCCGCUCAGACAUCUGUCAGCACCAACAACAGCAUUACUGAGGACACUGAGAGCUGUGACGACUUGGACGAGUCCCACACCGAAGACCUGUCGUCCUCUGAGAUCAUGGAUGUGUCACUUUCGCGGGCCAACAAUGCAGGGGGACCGGAAAGGAGCUCCUCGGAGGAGACGCUGAAUAACUUCCAUGAGGCGGAGACCCCGGGGGCUGUGUCGCCCAACCAGCCACCCAUUCUCACCCAAGCACACCUGCAUGGCACUAUGGUUAAUGGGACUGUGCACCAUCAUCACCAUAAUCCUGCUUCCCCUGGAAAAGCCCAACCUGCUGGUGGGACUCAGAUUGGUAUACCUUUGAGUGCCGCAGUCACAUCUGCGGUGACCUCAGGUUCUGGAGCUUUAGCUAGCACAGGCCAGAAAGUGCCUUCAAAUGUGGUAGGAUUGAUUGAGAACGCCUCUGUUGGCUCAACUGCAGUCAUCGGUCAGCCGUUGGCCACUGUCGCCUCAGGAACUGGUAUGAUCUCUGUGACUUCAGGUGCCACAAUUAGUACUGGUAAUCCUAUAACAAAUAAUGUUUGUAUGUUAAAUUCUGCCAGUGUGCCUGCUGUGGGUGGCAAGAGUACCAAUAGUAGCAAUGUAAACUACUCCCCUGCUUUGAAUAGUAUUAGUAACCAAACAGUAAACUUGACACACAUUCCCAGCGGAAUAAUUGGCAUGGGCAUCACCGCUGCUACUACUGUUUCUGGUGGUGUUGCUUCAACAGGUGGAGGGCAGGUGGGCCCAGCUGUCAUGGGCCAGCACACAAUGCCUGCUCCCUCUGUCCCGGCGAUGAACGCUCAGCCUCAGCAGUCCCAAGUGCCUACUCCUGCCUCCACCAGCUCACGUUUCAGAGUGGUCAAAUUGGACUCUACCUCUGAGCCUUUUAAGAAGGGUAGGUGGACAUGCACCGAGUAUUACGACAAAGAGGCCCCGGGCACAGCGUCCUCUGAAAACGCCCCCAGCACCCGAACAGUGGAAAGCAUCCGCCAGUUUGUGCCUGAGAGUGUGGUGUGCCUGGACAGAGAGAGUGUCAGCGGGAGCUCUGUCAGCAGCACGGCUAGCCAUUAUACUGAAAGUCUGGGGAGUGGAGAGACGGGCGGCCCCUCAGCUGUGAAGCAGACCUUCCAGCAGCCUGCUGCUCAGAAGCACGACUACUCAUCUUCUCAUAACGUGUCUAUGUCUCAGAUGCAACCCCAAGACUUAGCUCAUGCGCAUCUUAAGACUAGUGCAGUUGCUCCGAUGCCAGCGAGCAUUCAGCCGCAGCAGCCGCCGGCAACUAUGGGAGGACUGCAGACCACAAUCAGGCAUUCAACUGCAGCCGUGCCCCCUCAUAUGCCCAAACUGACAUACGCCCAGGCAGCACAGUCCCCCACUGCGCAAGCCCUGCCUGUGGUGACCCAGCAGCAGAUGGGCUACCCGCCCGCACAGCAGCCGGCUGCACCGACCCAGGUAGCAUUGGCACAUGUUAACCCCUUAAGCCAGGGAGGCAGCCUGCCACAUGACUUCCCUCAGUCGAAGCAGAUCGUGAACACUGUGCCACCUGGGUCAACACAAACACUUCCCCACCUUUCUGCCUCCAUCCCUCCAGUGGUGGGGAACGGUCAGCUGAUUGCAGCUUCGCAGCAGCCCGUGGGCACUGUGCAACCCCCUGCUGCUCAACCACCUCCACAAGGGCUCCUGCCGCCACAACAGACACCCGCCCCGCAGAUGGUCCAGGUCGUGUCGCAGCUGGUGCAGUCCACCGGCGCUAGUCUCAUACAGCAACCCUCCAUGGAGCAGCAGUCACAGCUCGGCAGUCAAGGCCGCGGCACCCAGUUUGUGACCUCAUCAAAUGUGCCUCCUAAUCUUCAGAGUGAUCCUCAGUCCAGUUUGAUCCAGAACGGCUCGAAGGAGCCCGGGCAUGCGGUGAGCACCCUGCCCUCUGCGAUGCCCACACCGCAGGAGGAUGCCCAGCUCCUGUUACAGCACCCAACUCUGCUCACACAAACCAAGCCCGCCGGUGGUGAAGUUGCCUCCCAGGCCGGCACCUCCCGUGGUCCAGAGGGAAGCAGUGGAGUCAAUGCCUUAACUGCCUCGGCCAGCCUGCUGAAGAGCUUACCUGUGGAUGGAGAAGAAGAUGGCUCGUCGGGUGCCAGUGUUGUGGCUAUAGACAACAAAAUUGAACAAGCGAUGGAUCUGGUGAAGAGUCACCUGAUGUACGCAGUCCGUGAAGAGGUGGAGGUGUUGAAAGAACAGAUUAAAGAACUGAUUGAGAGAAAUUCUCAACUGGAGCAGGAAAACAACCUGCUGAAGAACCUGGCCAGUCCGGAGCAGCUCGCACAGUUCCAGGCACAGGUUCAGAGCGGCUCGCCGCCGCCGUCGUCCACGCAGGGCCCGCCGGCCCCACUCGCAGCACAGAACUCUGGCCCGUCGGCGUAGCUCCGAACGACAGUUCCUGUUAAGGGCCGAUGAGUGGCUGGAAACGGACUGAAGCUUCUGAACAAACAUGCCUCACUCACAUGUUAGACUGACAGAAUUUGCACACCUUUCAAAACUUGACAAUGUCGAGGUGAUUUACACACCGGUGACAAUCCAGUUGGCUGAGGCGGGACGUUGCCAAAAUCCACGGAGUGUGAUCGUCAGGAAAACAAUCCUGGAGGACGCGAUAUAAAGAAUCAAUGUGCCUGUGUCUAAAGUCCCGUUGGUUUUCGGUCAAGGCUGUUUUCCGUGUCUCCCUUACCUUUGUGUAGUGUACAUGCUGACGGCGGUCUUUUUAGACUCCAAGCUUCUUCUAAAGCAAGCACUUUUAUGGUGACGAUUGUGAUGAGACUUUGAAGAGCUGCCGAUCUGUGCCCCAGCUGGCAUGGGGAAGGCAGACGCAUUGACUUCCUUAGUUGCAUUGGUGUAAUCAUGAUACUUUUUUUGGAAUGAAGAAAACGACGAGGAGGUAUGAUCCUUCAAAUCCUCAUUCGUUCCCUGUGCAGUGAGGAUGACGGAUGAGCAGAAUUGCGAGGUGGACCGGCUGUAUAUUAUUGUAUGAUUAGUGUAAGUAUUUUGUAAAAUAGCGAUAUCAUGUGAAGCGGCUAAAGAGACACUAUAUAGGUUGUACAGAUUUAAGGGGUAGCGAGGUAGUUGGCUUACCCAGGAGACGUCAUCCUUCUUUUUAAUGCAGUUAAGCAGGAUCGGUCUUACGAUAUUUAUCUGGCAGAUGGAAACUACUCAUCUAACACCUACUGUACACUACUUUUUUGUUCACUUGAGAUGAUUUUGAAGUAUUACACCCAUGUGAUUUCUGUUUUCAGUUUGGACAGUGAAGUAUUCUGGAUCUUUUAACUUACAUUUACUCUCGACUAUCAUAUAGCUGACAUGGAUUUGCAUUGUGUACAACUUGUAUGCUUAUGUUCUGUGCAUGUUCUCAAAACCAGGAGAUAAGUUGUAAAAUACUGUAAUUGCACUUGCCAGUUGCACUUCACAACUCUCAAUAAAGUCAUGUUUGUGAAAACCCUU